AUGAGGAUGGACACUGCUGAAGAAUGGUUGAGAAUACAACCAUUGAGGAGUAUUACUUCUUGGGAUGAUUUAGCUGAAAAAUUUACAGCUAAGUUCUUUCCCUACAACCGCAUAAGGAAGUUGAAGCAAGAGAUCAAUUCCUUCAUCCAGCUGGACUCCGAGAAUCUCUAUGAGACAUGUGAGAGAUUCAAAAGACUUCUGAUGAAAUGCCCAGGCCACAACAUCUCCAAUGCUGACCAAGUGGAGAAGUUCUAUGCAGCUCUCAAUGACUACACUAGAGACAAGUUGGACACAGUUGCAAGCGGAGCCUUUGAUGCUCUAGCAACCCAACCAGCACUUGACAUCAUAAACAAAUUGGCUGCUAGAGCUGCACAUUCAAACAAUGACAGACAGAACCGGAAGAGAGUUUAUGAGGUUGAGACUCUUGAUGCAGUUCUUGCAUCCAACAAAAAGCUUGCACAAAAGGUGGAUGCCAUGGUGAAGAGGCUCGAAGGUGGGCAAAGGAAUGCUGAGGAUGCUGAAUUUGAUGAAGAGGUGAAGGCCAUGGGGAAUUAUCAAAAUGAUCCCUACUCCAACACUUAUAAUCCAGGUUGGAGAAAUCAUCCUAACUUCUCUUGGAGGGACCAAAACAACUCAGGAGAUGCUGGUGGUUCAAAUCAAUUUCCAAAUCAGAGGCAAUACCAGCUGAAUCAAAGGCCUCCACCACCUCAAAAUCAGGGGAAUGGUAAGAAGAGUUUGGAGGAGAUUGUCGUUGAUUUGGCGCUUACUAAUCAGAGUUUCAUGAAUGAGACCAGGGGUUUCAUGAAUGAAACUAGAACCAGCUUCAAGAAUCAUGAGUCCUCCAUAAAAAAUUUGGAGACUCAAGUUGGCCAAAUUGCCAAGGCCAUUGCUGAAAGGUUUCCAGGUACGUUCCCCAGUGACACUCUCAUUAAUCCUAAGGACUCCAAAUCUGAAAAUUGUUCUGCUGUCACUCUUAGGAGUGGCAAAACUUUGAAUGAAAUUGAGGAGUUAGUUGAAAAGAAGAGUGAUGAACUUGAGAAAGUGGUUGAGAAAGAAAAAGAGGGAACAAAAAGUGAGGAAGUUGUAAAAAACAAAGAGUGUGAGGAUUCUUUUUGUGAGAAAAUAACUUGCAAGGUACCAUUUCCUAAGGCUUUAGUGAAGAAAAAUCUGGAAAAACAAUUUUCAAGUUCUUAG
Lotus japonicus is the source of this 1194-nucleotide messenger RNA. RefSeq lists its product as uncharacterized. Lineage: Eukaryota; Viridiplantae; Streptophyta; Magnoliopsida; Fabales; Fabaceae. The record is from RefSeq and is a predicted model, not a curated record. The transcript is spliced from 2 exons. Bases 1 to 1194 code for a protein of 397 amino acids.